UUUCAUAAGAGGUAGCACCUGACUGUUAACUUCAUAUAACAGUCCACACAGUACAGCUGUCAAAGACCAGCAUGACACCCAGUCUGAAUUCAUUAGGGGGGAAAGUGGGAUGAGCUUUUACAAUUUUAUCAUGGACACGACCAAUUUCAUGCUUGAUUAUGUAUCUACGGACUAUGCAAACUACACGGAUGAUAACCAAACGUACAUGGAUAUGUCUCACAAUGUACAUGAAUUUUGCUCUGGAGAGAUUCUGUGCAUGUUGCUGCUGGUUGUGAAUGUGAUCAUCAUUGUACUGGGGGUUGUGGGAAAUGGUGUGGUGAUCUGGAUCGCAGGUUUAAAGAUGAAGAAAACGGUCAACACCACCUGGUACCUCAGCCUGGCCAUUUCUGACUUCAUAUUCUGUGCCACCUUGCCCUUCAACACCUUUUACCUAGCCACAUCUGACUGGAUCUUUGGACUUUUCAUGUGCAGGUUCACCUCCUUCGUGAUGUUCCUCAACAUGUUCAGCAGCAUCUUUCUUCUCGUCAUCAUCAGUGUGGAUCGCUGCAUGACUGUCAUGUUCCCUGUUUGGGCACAGAAUCAGCGUACCAUAAGGAAGGCUUCAUUGAUAGUCCUUCUUGCAUGGGUUUUAUCAGUGUCCUUGAGUAUCCCGUCCACUAUUUUCCGUGACAUUCAGCACCACCUAGGCAGAACCCGGUGCCACAAUAAUUACUUUAGCCAGGACAGCCACAAAUCUAUAGCCAUCUGCCGGUUUAUUUUUGGGUUCAUUAUACCUUUCCUGGUCAUCAUUGUCUGCUACUCAGUCAUUAUAUUCAAGCUGAGAAGCAACCAGAUGGCGAAGUCCACAAAGCCGUUCAAAAUCAUGACUGCUCUCAUCGGGACUUUCUUCAUCUGCUGGCUGCCAUACCACACAUUUGUGCUGGUUGAACUGAACCAGAGCCUCCCCAAUGACAUCAUAGCCUUCGGGCUCAAGAUCGGAACCGCAGUUGCUUCAGCUAACAGUUUCCUCAACCCAGUUCUCUAUGUCUUCAUGGGCAAUAAUUUCAGGCAGAAGUUUAGGAACUCCAUCUUGUCUAAGAUUGAGAAUGCAAUUGGAGAAGAAAGGCCAAGUUCAUGUACGAGGUCGAAGAGGCCAAGCCAAGUUCCUGUCUGAGGUCGAAAAAAAGGCCUCUCAAGUCAAAUUCCUGUCUGAGGUCGAAGAGACAUCCUCUCAAGCCAAGAUCCUGUCCGAGGUCAAAAAAGAGCCUCUCAAGUCAAGUUUCUGUCCAAGGUCGAAGAGACGGCUUCCCAGGUCAAGUUUCUGAAUCCGAUGUCACGACCAACCAAGUUAUGCUCACGCCAGAGUCUGUUGACACGACCAACCAAAUUAUGUUCACGCCAGAGUCUGUUGACACGACCGAUCAAGUUCUCCUCAUGCCUGAAGUCGACAUCACGACCAACCAAGUUAUGCUCACACCAGGGUUUGUUGAUAUGACCAACCAAGAUCUCCUUAUGCCUGAAACUGACGUCACAACCAACCAAGCUAUGCUCACACCAGAGUGUGUUGACAUGACCAAACAAAAUCUCUUCAUGCCUGAAACCAACAUCACAACCAACCAGGUUCUGCCCACACCUGAAGCCGACGUCAGGACCAACCAGGUUCUGCUUACGCCUGAAGCCGAUGCCAGGACCAACCAGGUUCUGCUCAUGCCUGAAGCUGAUGUCACGAUCAACCAGUUCUGCUCACGCCUGAAGCCGACAUCAUGAACAACCAAGGUCUGCUCACGCCCAAGUCUGCUGACACAGCCAACCAAGUUCAGCCUGCAGAGUCGAUGGGGGAUGAUGCUCCGCUUUCCUGCUCCGCUGAGGAUGCCGCUCAGUCUCCCGGUUCAGCUGAAAAUAUUUUGCCCAGAGGGCCAGGACCGCCAGGGGAGGGUUCUGUCAUAUCACAUCAAACCAAUGACUACAAUUCCCAUCCUGCACUGCGGCCUACAAACAUGGCCGUCAUGGACCACAAUUCCACAACGCCUUCAUUCUAAUCACGAACUCCUGCAUCCAAUUUACACGCACAAUCACAACACACAUAUAACAAACUGUUCAAACACUUAGCCUUUGUGAAGUAUUAUGCUCAAUUGCUUAAUCUCUGUCAUUAUUCCAAGCCUCUGUUGACCUCGAUUCUCUGCCUUGCCUAGUUUAGCCUGUUUGCCUGAUUGUUUGACCUUUGCCUGCCUAUGUACAUUGAUUUCUGCCUGAUCCUUUACCUCUUGUUGUUUGAUUAAUCUGCCUUACCUGCACUUG
Messenger RNA from Ictalurus punctatus (channel catfish), 2277 nucleotides. Its product is annotated as chemerin-like receptor 1. Gene Ontology annotation, molecular function: G protein-coupled receptor activity; complement receptor activity. The transcript is spliced from 2 exons. The coding region runs from base 110 to 1153 and encodes 347 amino acids. Gene Ontology annotation, biological process: chemotaxis; positive regulation of cytosolic calcium ion concentration; regulation of calcium-mediated signaling. Gene Ontology annotation, cellular component: plasma membrane. Lineage: Eukaryota; Metazoa; Chordata; Actinopteri; Siluriformes; Ictaluridae. The record is from RefSeq and is a predicted model, not a curated record.